Molecule: messenger RNA, 5033 nt
Organism: Ixodes scapularis (black-legged tick)
Lineage: Eukaryota; Metazoa; Arthropoda; Arachnida; Ixodida; Ixodidae
Exons: 28
Coding region: 409-4884 (1491 amino acids)
Biological process (GO): ribosome biogenesis
Cellular component (GO): nucleolus
Source: RefSeq, a predicted model, not a curated record
GCUGCUACUCAUUCGAAAAAAGAUGUCUGCGCGCGUAUCGCAUGCUGGCACAAGUUACACGUGGUGUUUGUUUAUGGUUGUGAAGCUGUGAUCGUUGUUAACUUUAGCUAGUAUUUCGUGUAAUAUUACAUGAUGCCGGUAUGUGUCAAUUGGUUUUGCUUUCGGACAGCGGUGCUAAGGUACACGUACCAUCGAUCUGGAGUGCCCGCUUGAACGAAGUUCGUCGGAAGUUGAAAUAAGCAAAGCGGUGAGAAGUCGUGAGAAGUCGUGAGAAGCCGUGAGAAAAUAAUUAAUUCGCCACCCACGAGCCCUUAUUUAGAUUGUGAGGUAGACUCAUUUGAAACAGUCAGCCAUCAGACAGACGGAUCCGCCAAGUUUUGCUUUGAGAGCAUCGAAGGACGACGCGCGAUGGCUCUCACAAAUUCCUUGCUCUAUGAGCUGUCUGCCAACAGCUUGGAGCAAAACAUCGAGUUGGUUGAGCUAGUUCUACGCUCUCCCGUGCAUAUACCACAAAAAAGAGAGAUAGUUAUCUCAUGGCUCUGUAAGUGCAUCGAAGAUCACGAUAGCGUACCACACAGCGAGACGGCAACCCUUUGGAAGCUCCUGCACAUGCUCCUUGAAGACAUGGAACCGCGCGAGGUGGUCAUAGUUGCGCAGGACUCGUUUCUGAAGGCGAUGACAAACAUGCUCCGAGGACUUGAAAACAUGGACCGACAACGCCAUAUCCUGCUGGCAGCAAGCCUGCUCCUUCAAAAGGCACCUCAGAGCAUACUGUCACUGAAACUGCUGUCGUUGGAGCAAAUGCUAGCUGUGGCACUUGACCGAGCAUGUAUGUUUGUGAGGAAUGGCCAGGACUGCUCUGAUUUGUGCCCCACUUUGUCAGCCCUCAUGAAUGUGGUCAUUACGUCAUGGCAACAGGCUCCAUGCACACUGGAGGAGGCCAUAAGUCGUAUGAAGCCGCUCCUGAGCCAUAUGAUGCUGUUCUUGCACUUGGAAAAGAAAAAUGCGUCGGAAGGACUUUCAAAUGUUUGCUCCCAGAUCAAGAGAAUGAUAAAUGUGAUGUUCUUUCACAGAGAUAAAAUGAGUGUGUGGCUGGCAUGCCUGUCCACAUACCUCAAGGAAGAGGAAACUGAGAUGCAGGAUAAGGCCUCCUGUCUCCAGCUUCUCUCGGCUUUCUUCGGUCAAGUUUGCGAGACUCAGAUAUGUGCCAAUACUGAGCCUCCUGUAGAGACAUUCCUUCCCGAGUUCUUUGCCACUUUCCUGGAGGGCUUCAUGGCACACAACAAAACUGAGGACAUUCAAUCCAACGUUGUGCUUCUGGCAUACUUCGCUCACCUUUUGGGGAUGCAAUGUGAGGAGGCUUUUGGAAAAAGUGUGUUCCAGGGCUUGUCAUUCACACCAGAGCUGCAGCUGUAUCAUGUCAACUGCCUACUUCAAGUAUACGAGCAAAGCAAGCAGUACCACUUGAUGGUGGCUCUGCCACAACUCAAAAAGAGCUUGUUCAAGCCCAGGAAGUGGUUUGGUGAAUUGGUCCCUGGGCUUCAAGCCAUGGGGCAUACCAAUGUAUCGUGGUUUACCUGUUUGAACACUGCCAUGAACAUUGCACCAAACCUGGUGGAAGGCAGUAUGAUCAAAACACUCCAGAAGUGUUGGACUGUCCCCAGCUUGGGCAACCAAGAUAUCCUUAGGGUGGAGGACGAAUUCCUUGAGAAUGUACUGCACACUUACAACAAGCUGUUUCGCAUUCCUAAGCUUGUUCGAAACAUCUUCUCUUCACUGAGCAACCCUGAGGCCAAAGCAUCGAAGUCCACGUGCAUCUCGGCUCGGUUCCUGAAAAAAUUUUCUGAGUGCUGCACUUCCCUGUCAUCUGGACAAGUAACCGAAUCGUGGCAUCUGUUUGUCAGUCAACUGAGCUACUGGAUCUCCCAAAACAAAGAGACGAAGGAUAGCAAGGACUUUUAUAAGAUCCUUCUGGUCACUGAAAUCUUCAUCACAUUCCUGCACCACAUUCAAGCAGCAAAUUCUACCAUGCCAGCCAUUCACGUUACCAAGGUAACGGAACUCAUGGGCACAACAUCUAAACUUGCUGCCGAGAUGUUGGACUUCAGCAUUGAGAACAAGUCGGUGGAUUCUUCGUACUGUUCCCUCGUGAUGUUUCAUGCCUGGGGGGAGCUCCACAUGCUGCUCUGCUCCUAUCGGCGAGUGUAUGGCAAAAGCGUAGCAUGGCCCACUUUGCCAGCACCCCUCGAGCAAACUCACUUGACUUACCUGCACCCAGCACUCGCGCCUGCUAAGCUGGAGGCCCUGCAACCCUUGCUGGACAAGGGCAAGAACAAGCGUGCCCUCUAUGCCCUGCUGUUACUCCAUAUCCAAAAGAUCAGAGCUCUGCUUUUGUUCACCGAGGCAGCAAAUGAACAUCUUGUAGCAAGCCUAGAGGCAGCAGCGAAGUUUGUCUUCUCCAAUGCUGACCUGAAUGUUCAACAUGUCAUCUGGUCCCACAGGGUGUCUGAAGUAUCUAAAGAGGCAUUCCCUCUGGCAUCUUUGCAUCUCCUGCUGAACCACUGUCCGAUGUUGGCACCUCACCUGUCAGCCAAAAACCUGCAUUUUCUGUGUCGAAGCAUACUGGAGCUUCUUGCAAAUGAAAAGGGCAUUGGAGAUGAAGAAGGUAUAACACCAAGGGUGGUUGUAACCACUUAUCUCCAGAGCCAGGCAUUUGUUGAGUGCAAGCCUAUGCAGACAGCCUUUGUCACAGCACUGUGGAGCAAAGCCUCUGAAGGGAUCAAAGCCAAGAAAAGAAAACACAACACUGAAGAGGCCCCAAGCUGCUGUCGCUCUCUUUUCGAGGCUCUCUCGGGCUCUUUGAAAGUUUGGGAGAAAUAUGCCGAAAGUGUUCCACAGCCAGACUAUGCUUCCAAGAAGCUAUUGGGCAUGGAUAGUCUUAACAAGAUGUGGGCACUGAUUCACCAUGCCUCUGUUACUCUGGCAGAAAUUAUGAAGUCGGCGGAAUGCUCUGAAAAGAUUAAUGUUGAAGACGUCUUGCUCUUGACUGAGGGGCUUCAGUACCUGCCCCUUGAUUGCCUUUUUCCUGGAAACCAGACAAGAUGUCUUUUAGGACUCCUUGGCAUUCUGUUCAUGCUCGACGACAUGUCUGAAGAGAGGAAGCUUGAUGAGAAGAGGCUGGAGGCUGUGAGCAGCUGUUGUACCACUCUUGCAAUGCUUCUGCAGAGCACACGGAGGUCCUGGCUUUUGGACUUUGUUGACAGCGGUAGCCUGCUCAGCAGAUUGGCCACUACCUUCUCUGGACAUUUGUUCAAGGUCCUUGAAGAUGAUGCUUUGCAUGAAAUGUACCAAAGCAUUGUAAAUGCAAUUGUGAGAGAAGCAUGCAAGAAGAAGAACACACUGAGAACACUAAUUCGAUUUGUGAAGCAGCUCAGUGACGGGAUCUCAACUGAAGAGCAGCUUCCUUCAAAGUCUUACGCAACUGCAGCCAUAGCACUAUUCAGUCAGCUAACAACGGAGCUGUCCAAAGGCUUCCUUCAUGAGGACGUAAAAGGCAAUAUGCAGAAGAUGGCACAUAGCUUAUCCAAAGCUCUUGAUCUUUGGCUGCAGCAAAUGGUAGCUCGUGAGCAGCUGCCGCCACAAACUAAGAAGCAGGUGUUUGUUAUUGGCUCCCUGCACAUUCAGUAUGCAACAUCGGUCCACAAGCUCUCUGCUGAAGGCGAUGAAAAGAUAUGCAGUGAAGCGACAUCGGCUGCUCUUUCCAUUGCUCUAUCUGAGCUGCUGGAGUCAAAGAUGGAAGAAAUGGGUGAUGAGCUCCUGGGCUUUCUAGCACAAGCAGUGAAAUGCAGGGAAAAGCUCCCUGGGCUGGUCUCUGUCACGCUUCCAGACAUCUGGACAGGAGUCCACUCCCAGUUCACCUUGCAGGCCCUGCAUUUCUUGCCAGAUCAGAAACAGAGCAGUGAUAGUGAACCCACAACUUUAACCUUUGAAAACAUUCUCAGUGAGAAGCAGGUAUCUUUCCUGCAAGUUCUUUUCGGCUGUUGCACAGUCAGCGAACUGCUGGACAUCCUCGAAAAGCUGUUCCCCAUCAUGCAUGCAGAUAAUGUUGCUUCCCCAACUAUGAAAGUCCACUUGAAGAUGUUUGAAAUCUUGUGCUCGUGCUUGGACAUCGACCCUGGAGAACUAGGCAAAGAAAUCAGCAAAAUACUUCAGAAGUUCAUUGAGUACUUCGCAGUUAUAAUGGCCAUUGUGGAUGCUGGGAAUCAUGCUGAGCUUGCAUUCUACAUACUUAGACUCCUUGGAGUUCUUUUGAACAUGAAAAAGUCUUCUCUCUCUCACCUGAGCGGAAUUGUUGCACUACAACUGCUGAGCUCCCUGGACCUGCCCGGCAUGUACAACAGCCCAGCCAUGUUCUGCAGCUGUUUCACAGCUCUUUGUAGAAUCCUCAGCACCUUCUUGUCCAGGCGAAUUGCUGUGGUGGUUGGGUGCACACCAGGAUUCCAAGCUUGUGUUUCCAUGCUCCUCCAAAGCAUCAUCAGGGUCAGUGGCAUAGAGGAGCUGAAGCAGCAACCUGCUGACUUUGCCUACCAGCUGCAGAUGUGUGCACUCAGCCUUGAAAGGUUGGUGACAAGCAUGGGGUCCCACAAGAGAGAGUUUCAGAAGGUGGCUCCAUUUCUGAUUUCUGACUAUAUCUUGGAGUCUGUCAACCUUGUUUUGCACCCUCCCAUCAAGAGGACAUUGCUUUUUGUGGUGUACAAGUUGUUUGACCUGGCUGAUCAGCAUACCAUUGCCAUGGUACACGCCACACUGCCAAAGGAAGGAACGGAAGUUUUUAAAUCGCUGUAUGCCGACUCGCAGAAAGUCCGCUUCAAGGGAAAAGUGUGAUCUGUGUGUUGAGAACUAAAUUUGACCAUAUUGCACCGAUACUAGCAGGACAUUUUUCAAAAGUAUAGACCUCAUUCUUUAACUCCACACCCUUAUGUGAAUACACAUGGGUCACUUGUGCCAGAAUAAAAAUAAAGACAAACUCCAGA